AUGACUCGUGUAAAGCGAAAAGUCAAAGAAGUCAACUAUGUGGAGAGUUCAGCCUCCGAUGACGACCUUUCGAGCGAUAACGAGCGGCCAUCCCCGUUUCGUCCUCGCAAGCGACCCGCAGCUCUCUCUGAGCGCCCAAUGAAAGAAAUCAAGAAAACAAGUACCGAUAGAGUUCUUUCUGACGCUGAAGCCUCGGAGGGAACCUCGACCACCGAUGAACAGAGAAAGGAGUCCUUACAAUUAGCAAAGAAUUCUUGCGAUUCCUCUGCCGCGCUGGAGGUCUACAAGGCACCCACGGCUGAAGAACUCGUUCAAACGCGCAGUCUGAUUCAGCAAGAGGAAGCACAGCUUGAUAAACUCAAAAUUAGGCACUCAGAUCUUCUUGUACAGCUGCAGAUCAUCGAACAGCAGCAAACUCUGCUUUCAAAAAGUAUCGAAUGGCGUCGGUCAAGUAUCAGCCCCUUCCACUCCUUACCUCACGACAUACUUGCUAUGAUCUUCCAAUCAUCAGAGGACGUCUCUCCAUGGGUAUGGAUGAGCAUGAACCGGAUGACCCGAGCAGUCGCAAUGCAAACACGGUCACUAUGGAGCAAAAUUCUGAUAACGACCGACCCAAGUCUCUCCUGGUCGUGGUCAAGGAAUCGUUGGAGUUUUGGUCGUGAACGAUGCAAUACCGUUCUUCGCCUUCAGCGAGCGUUGGCCCGUUCUGCAGGCGGAAAAGUGGAUAUAAAACUCUUCAUCCCAUAUAGGAAUGGCACUUGGCUUAACACCAAGGACAAGGCUAUAGUAAAUGACCUCAUCACAACCCUGGAGACGGCUCAAUUCCGUAUCUCAUCUUUGGAUCUGUACGACAACCAGUCCUCUAUCAUCGAAAGCCUCUCUCUCAGCAAAUUCACCUUUUCGGCUCUGGAAUACGUCAGUCUUACGACGAAGAUGGUAUCUGUAUUUCAGCGCAUCCAGGAGACGGCGACAGCGCUGCGAUCUCUGCAGCUCGGUAUCAUCCCAGGAGAGAAGCUUGUCUGGAAGAUGAGAACAGACAAUAUUAUCACAAUUAUGAACCUCCGUACGAGUCCGGGUAAUUGGGGAGAAACAAUCGGGCCAGGAAUUUACGAGGUCAUCUCAUUGGCUAAAAACCUCUCAUAUCUUAUACUCCACGAUACAAUAAUCCUUGAAACGGUAUCAAAGAGCACCCUCGUUCUCCCAUCCCUCGAGCAUCUUGUAAUCGAUAACUGCACCUUGCGCAUCGGACUCGAACUUCCUCGCCUCGAAAUACUCGAGCUGUCUCGGUCACGCGUCGGAGUCAGUGGACAAGAUCUAGUCAUGCCCUGUCUGAAGGAGCUCAAGCUUCAACGGGCAAGCGAGAUUGUAAAGGGUAUAAAGGCCCCCAAACUCGAAUCACUUGAUAUGCAGACAGAUGUGAAUUCCUUCAUUCAGCUUGUCGAGUGCUCGAUCAAGAAAGGAUACAUGGCCCCACGGGUGCUGACAUUGUGUGUCGAUAAUUCGCGAGUUGAUGAGGACGACUUCUUGACUGCGCUCGAUAGCAUCCAGUCCCUUCGGGAUCUAGCGUUUCAUGGAACCGGGCUGCGAAAGAAGUUCUUCGACUGGUUUGCAGGUGCUAGUCUAGCAUCCAAAUCCAAGUCACCACGAAGAACCCCAAUUUGCACACAGCUUCAAAGAUUUCGUCUAGAUGGAACGUACGCCGGGAACAAAAACACUGGGAAAGCGAUGUCAAAGUGGCUCCAUCAAGCUGUCAAAGUGAGGCAGAACGCUCAAUACCCGCUCGAUGAAAUUUUAUUCAAGGAAAGUCUAGACCAUGAAUGGGAGAGGCUUUCGUAG
Messenger RNA from Serendipita indica DSM 11827, 1836 nucleotides. Lineage: Eukaryota; Fungi; Basidiomycota; Agaricomycetes; Sebacinales; Serendipitaceae. The record is from the annotation of a GenBank genome assembly.